GCGGGCUUUUGACUGGACCGCAGUGAGGACCGUAACUUGAACACCAUCCCCUGCCGACCUCUUAUUAAUUCAGCCACUGUAUCGAGCCACCACUGGAACCUCUACCACCGCAGUACUAGCACAAUGAGACUGAUGACAUUACUUGAACACUCCUCUACUGUGCUUUCGAAGCCUACCAGUACUGCUGUCGAACUCCUCAAGCAGCGCAAGCAGCCCGGGGCUGCGAGACACGUUCCUUGUUGUGACUGCCUUCUUGCUACUGUAGGUCUCUGAAGUCUCACUGCGUGCCUGCGCACUUCUUCCCUCACGUUCAUCCCUCCUUAGCAUGCCGAAGACAUGCCGAAGACAAAUGUUGUUCCCAAGCAAUACACAGCUGCACCACGAAGCCCAAGAGAAAGGAGUUGGGAAGCAGGAGAAACGUCACGCAUUCUGUGACCAGAAACAUUGUCUGAAGUCGGCCACACAAGUCUCUCAUCCGAUAUGUCCUGUUGCAACUCGCCUUCGCUAGAUUUCGUCAGUGCUGCCGGGAUUGCUGAGAGAUUCAGCUUCAUGUGUUUCCAGUCAAGAGGGUGGAAAGGAGAACGCGUGCGGAAGAGAUACUUCCACAUGGACUAUACUGGCCGUACAAUAUUGUUCACGCCGGUCCGGAUUGGUGGCUAGUAAGGUCGCGCUCUCGCGCAACACCAUCGACGAAUGUAGGGCCAAGUAGCUGUACAGAAGUAGAACGACAAUUCCACCACCUAGUACCCUACUGACGACAUUGAAGGUUCACAAAAAGGUAGGGAGGUCAUCGAUGUGAAUGCUUCGGUACUACUCAAGGUAAUGUAGAGCUGUUGCACUACUGCCCUACAACAUGACCCGGCUCAACUUUGCCAGCAUCACUGGCAGUGUACAACAAACACUGCAGCCAGAUCACUCAUCGAAAUCCCCAGUCAUAUAUCUACCUACCUAGGUACCUACCUGGGAACUACUACUAUUACUACCACUGCUGGAGUAUUAAUAAUAUCGCCGACAGCAUCUUGUUUAUCGAUCUUGCUCCUCUUCCACAAUCCCACACUGGAACUGGCGCCGCACACGGACAUCCCCCACUCUGCUCGCCAUCUCGCCCUCCGUCAGACCCAACUCGCUGAUAGGCGGACACAGGCCGAGAGGGCUACCGAGGGCGUUAUGCGAGUCCAAGUGUCACUAUUCGGGACUAAUUCUUUGCCAAAGCCAGUGUCGUCCCAUCUUCCGACGGUCGGAGAUCCAUCCUCUCGCCCUCUGAACGGGGUUGUCAGCUUCAAAGUGGUUUAACUCGAGAAAACUCCAGCUUUGCGAAUUGCGCCCUCUCACCAUCCUCCACACGGCCGACCCGGCUAUCCUGUCAACCCCAACUCUGCUACCACUAACUCUGGGCUAAUAAUGAGAGCCCUGAGAUGCUGAGUCGCUCUUCUCUACUUCCUCUUCUUGUUCCGUCCUCACCGUUUCCUGCCCACCAUCUACGCAAACCUCCGGCUUCAGUGCUCUCCGUCGCAGGUAAGCAUUACCUGCCGAGAGGCGCAACAGCCGUCGCCCCGCCAUCCGAGUCAUCGACCUUCUCGACCAACACCAGCAGCAGCAGCAGCAGCAGCAGCAGCAGCAGCUCUGCCCGUAACAAAUCAACAGCUGCCCCGGCCGCUUUUCUGUCCCUCUUACAGUCGCUGCGCCGCUCUCAGCGCCGAAGUCUCCCUGUCCUCCAGACACGAUCGACCGUUCUACAAGCAAUAACAGGUCACGGUGACGCCAUGGACGAAUACCGCUUUCCGGACAACCGGCUCAAGAAGAAGAUGGAUGAUCCGAGCAAAACACCGCUUCUUCUUGUUGCUUGCGGUUCCUUCUCUCCCAUCACUUUCCUGCAUCUGAGGAUGUUUGUCAUGGCGGCAGAUUAUGUUAAACACAAUACGAAUUUCGAGAUAAUCGGUGGAUAUUUGUCGCCCGUGUCGGACGCUUACAAGAAGCAAGGCUUGGCUCCAGCGGAACACAGGGUUGCAAUGUGCCAACUUGCAAUCGACAAAGCGUCUAACUGGCUCAUGGUUGACAGUUGGGAAGCCGACCAGAAAGAAUAUCAACCCACGGCCAAAGUGCUGGACCACUUUGACCAUGAGAUAAACACGGUGCGGAAGGGAGUUGAUGCCGGAAACGGAACCCGCAAGCCCGUCAAGAUCUCUCUAUUAGCUGGAGCCGACCUGAUCCAGACCAUGUCGACUCCUGGUGUGUGGAGCGAGAAGGAUUUGGAUCAUAUCUUGGGGAAGUACGGAGUGUUCAUCAUCGAAAGGUCCGGCACCGACAUCGACGAAGCUCUGGCUAGCUUACAGAACUAUCGCGACAACAUCUACGUAAUCCAGCAACUGAUUCAAAACGACGUCAGCAGCACGAAGAUAAGGCUGUUCUUGCGAAGAGGAAUGAGUGUUCAAUAUCUUAUUCCCGCCCCUGUUGUGGAGUAUAUUGAGCAGAACCAUCUAUAUCGCGACGACCACCGUUCGUCGAGCAACUCUACCAUCGGCCAUGACCAGCACAACCACAACCACCAUCAUCAGCACAGCCAUCACCACCAUCACACCAACAAUAACAACAACGAGGCAGACCGUAACGGGGGCGAGGGUAAAUCCGAUCAGAGUGACAAGGGUAAAGCCAAAGAAGUCGGUGCAUCAGCCUAAAUGGCAUCGAGCGACUGGAGGAAGAGUCAUAUUGUGCUAUUUUUUCUGCUCUCCCGUCCCCACUCCUCAGGCACCACGUCGGGGCCAGGAAGCCCAUGUAGGCCGAUUUCCCUUGGCUCUUCAGAGGCGCCAGCACCUCUUCCAGAAUUGAAGAGCCAUCAGAGCCAAGGACGACGCCCGCAUCUCCACGCGCCAAGUGCAAGAGGACGUCGAGUAUGCCGUGGCCCGUAUCGCAUUGUACCGAUGUGCGCAGUCACGAGCCUGUUUGAGAAUCGGCGUGCCUUGAGGCGAGCAACAUGAACGUGUCUUGGGUUGAACGCGGGUGUAUACCAAAUUCACUGCUGGUUUGGUGACUGCAAAAACUGCGUCGAGGUAGUGUUUCACUGCCAUAGGAGGUGGCUGAAGAUGCUUGGCCAUCUUUCGGCGAAUAGACGGGCAACACGCCCAAGGGACGGACGGAUCUUACAAAAAGGAGAUGGGCUGUACAUACAUGAGAGCCGAAGCCAGAGAUUAUGGAGAGGAAAAUUGGGCGGCCUGCGUUGUUAUACACAAGGAUUAGGUAGACACCAGCGGCCUCAACAGCCACGGCGGAAUGGUGGAGCAAAGUCGAAGGAUACUAGUACACCUAAAGCCGCAUUACAAUCGUUGGAAACUGUGGCAUUGUAUCAUUAUAUCGUUAUAUCAAUUGAUUCCCACAGAGAACUGAAAGAGACUCGGAUGAUGCAACACUAAAUGUACAAAGAAGGAUGUCAAGAGACAGCCUGGUCAGUCUCUCAUUGCCCGACCAAGGCAUAUUCCCACAGUUGAUUAUUUAGUCAACCAGUCGUUAGCCAGUCAGUCAGUAUAUAGUCCACACACAUACACACACGCAAAUUCUCUCUCUCC
Molecule: messenger RNA, 3560 nt
Organism: Exophiala dermatitidis NIH/UT8656
Lineage: Eukaryota; Fungi; Ascomycota; Eurotiomycetes; Chaetothyriales; Herpotrichiellaceae
Product: nicotinamide-nucleotide adenylyltransferase
Exons: 2
Coding region: 1416-2675 (419 amino acids)
Biological process (GO): NAD+ biosynthetic process
Molecular function (GO): nicotinate-nucleotide adenylyltransferase activity; nicotinamide-nucleotide adenylyltransferase activity
Source: RefSeq, a predicted model, not a curated record